AUGGAUCAUACUCAAAGAUAUAAGGGCAAGGGACCGGGAAUUAUUCUUACUCCUGAAGAAAAGCACGUAUAUAGCCAACUUUUUCAAGCUGCUGACGAGGAUAAAAAAGAUGUGAUUACUGGAGCAAGUGCCGUGAAAUUUUUUGGGAAAUCUGGCUUGCCUCCUCAAGUAUUGAGCCAAAUCUGGCAAUUCGCUGAUAGUGAAAAUGAAGGUUUUUUGACCAAACAAACCUUUUGCGUCGCGAUAAAAUUAAUUGCACAAGCUCAAAAUGGCAAAUCACUCGAUCCGGCAAACAUUAACGCUGACGUACCUCUCCCUCGGUUUGAAGGUGUCUAUAUUGAGCCAUAUCAAAAGUUAAGUGGACCAGAGAUAGCAACAAAUAAUGCAAUUACAAAUGAAGAUCGCGAAAAAUAUAAAGCCAUGUUUUAUAAACUCAAACCAGUAAAUGGCAUUUUAGAUGGCGAAAAGGCUAGAGACAUUUUUAUGAGAUCAAAGUUACCUGUUGAAAAGCUUGGUCAAAUUUGGACUUUGGCUGACACAAAACACCGCGGACAAUUGGAUUUGCCAGAGUUCAUAAUUGCUAUGUCUUUGAUUCAACAAAUCAUGAAGGGUACAAUCAAAACGCUUCCUACUGAACUUCCAAGUGGAUUUUACGAAAUGGCAUCAGGAAUAGUUACAAGUAACCCGACUUCACCAAAAUCUCCACCUUUUUUGGCUAGACAUGUGACAGUUUCAGCUGGUUCACCUAGAUCAGGACAGUCUCCCGUAUUUGGACACACGUCAUUAAAUUCAAGUAUAACGACGGCACAGGAUAAUUCCUGGGAUGUGACUGAAAAAGAUAAGGAAUCAUAUGAUCGGUUUUUUGAAACUCUCGAUGAAAAGAGUAGAGGCUUUCUCACAGGCGCCGAGGCAGCCAAUUUCUUUAUGAAAUCAAAUUUGACUCCGGAACAGUUGGCUCAAAUAUGGGACCUUGCGGACGUUAGUAAAUCUGGUCGUCUUAAUCGAGAUGAAUUUGCUGUUGCUAUGUAUUUAAUUAAUAAAAAAUUGAUGGGUAGUCCACUACCUACAACUUUACCAACGAGCCUAAUCCCACCAUCAAUGCGAUCUAUAUCUGCAAGCCCAUUUGCUGAUGUAAAAAGAACGGCAACAAUGGGUAACAAUAACUUUGGUAGUAGAUCGCGUGCUGCUGCUUCUCAAUUAAGCGAUGCUGAUUUAUUCUUUGAUUCAUCACCUCGAGUUUCCUCACCUAGUCCAUUUUUUUCAAGUACUUCUCAGAUUGUAAGCGAAGUCGAUCUGCUUGGUGACACCGAUAUAAAUACUAAGAUGGCACUUGAAAGCGGUGAAAUAAAAAAUUACAAAUUACAAUACGAUAAUUUAAACGAUGCGGCUUCCGAACUUAAAACCAAUCGGGUAAACAUGGAAUCUAAUAUGUCUGUAUUGUCUACACAAAAACAAGAUAUGAUAAUACAAAUUUCACAUAUCCGUACAUUAUAUGAAUCAGAAAAUAAAGCUAUGAGAGAAGUCAAAGCUAAAUAUGAUUUGGAACAUGAAAGUUUCGAAAAGGUCAGACAAGAGCUUUUGGAGGUAGAAAAAAUACUUAAAGCGUUACAACUAGAAAGAGAACAAUUACAAAGUAAUAUCAAAAAAGACCGGGAUGAAACACUUGAAAUUGUGAGAAGGAUGAGAGCCGCAGAAGAAGAAACCGUGGUAAUUAAAGCUGAGAUAGAAAAGCUCAAAAAAGAUGGCAGACAACAAAAAGGACGACUUGCAAUAAAUAGGAAACAAUUAGUAGCUGCUGAGGGAGAAAAAGAAAAGUUAUCCAAAACCUUGCAAAGUUUUGAAGAUAAAGACAGCUCAUCACAAAAUGCAAAUGAUCAUCCAUUUGGUACUGGGAUAUUUACGUCUCAAGUAUUUAAUCAAUCAAAUACCUCACAAUCGUCAGGAAUUGAUUUCAAUGAGUCGGGUAACCUUCAAAAAUUAUCCAAUCAUAGUCAUAAUGGUUCCUUAUCUUCAUUAAAUGGAUUUGGUGUAAAAAGAUCCAUUUCAAAUGCAUCCAUUGCCUCUAAUUCAACCUUAGGAACUUCAAGCGUCAAAUCGGCACCUUUGAAUAUUAUCAAAUCAGAUGAAGCUUCCCUUGAUAAACCUGCAACUGUAUCAAGUUCUAAACCUACUGUAUAUGAGAAUCUUUUAAGUGAUCAAUUAUUAAGCGCUUCACAAGAGAUUACAUCUACUGCUAAUGGUGCAGAAAGCAAUAAAAUUGCAAAUCCUUUUGAUUCUACCUUCAAGGAUCCUUUUGGUGGAUUUGGUAUUCAAAAUAAUGAUGAAAGUGUAUCACAGCAAAACAUGGUUAAAGAAAUUGAAAAAACCGAAACCGAUCCAUUUGCAUCAUUUUCUAACUUGGACAAUAUUCCAGCAUCUGGCAAGUCAGGUUUUGAUUCAACCUUUUCUUCUACAUUUGCCAUGUCAAAUAAAGAUAAUUUAAGUUCUGAUUCAUUUACGAAGGAAUUUCCUACUUUGGAAGAAAUCGAAGCUUCUGUAACGGGGAAUAUAUCUAAUUUGGGGUUUGAUAAUGAUUUUACUAGUUUCAAAUCUAAUACCGACGAGAACUUAUCAAAUCAGAAUAAUUUGAUUGAUAGCGAAAGUUCAGCUCAAAAUGAGAAAGCCGAAGAUACCCUUAUAAAUGAAAAUAAAAGGAUAUCUCAAGAAUCUGCACCAGUAAAUAAUGUAGAAGUAGAAAUUAAGAAUGAUAGCAAAGAUACGAGACAUAUUUUUAAUAAGGACGGAUUUCCGUUCGCUGUUGUUUCUGAUUCAGGAGAAUCACCCGAGACUUUUCCACCGGUUCAAGAUUCUGAGACUUGGGUUGCUAUUGAAAGAUCUGCUACAAAUACUGCUACAUCACAGGAUGAUUUUGAUGCAGCCUUUGGUGAUUUAACAGAAGCCAAAGUUACCAAAACUCCACCUAUACAGUUUGAUGCAGGGCUUGAUGAUGGGGAUUUUGAGGAAGAUGUUAAUUUUACCUUUGAUGCUCCUUCAACACCCGCAAAUCCUAAUAAUUCUGUCCCAGGUUUAACAAAUGAUGUUUUCUCGAAGCCAUCUACAAUAGAUUUUGAUAAAACAUUUGAUGAUUUUGAUCCAUUUUCACCGAUUGCGGUGUCAUCCAACAAGCCUAAAUCUAAUUUGGAUGCAGCUUUUGGUGAUAUUUCUACUCAACCACCUAAAAUAAAUUCUGAUAUUGGUUUCGAUGAUGCGUUUGCGGAAUGGAUGCCAACUUCUAAGACUGAUAACCAAUCCACUAAAUUAACAAAAGCCUCGGCAGCAUCUCAACAAAAUUUACAACAAAAUGGGGUAGCUUCAGAUGAUGAUAUUGAUGAUGUAAAAAGUCUUAUAUCUAUGGGUUAUACCAGAGAGAAAGUUAUUAAUGCUCUUGAACUCAAAAAUUAUGAUUUUGAAAAAACAGUUGAAUUUCUGGUCGAUAACUCAUAA
Messenger RNA from Funneliformis geosporum, 3483 nucleotides. The record is from the annotation of a GenBank genome assembly. NCBI's taxonomy places the organism in Eukaryota, Fungi, Glomeromycota, Glomeromycetes, Glomerales, Glomeraceae.